AUGACACGUAGCAUUCUCCGUGAGAUAGCGCAAGCUGUUGUUAGCAACCCAGUGCCCAUUCUCGCAGGAAUAGUCAUUGCAAGCGCUCUGUACCACUAUAUCUACAAAGCGCUGGCAGCAUCCCCUCCACGGCUCAUACCUGGCUCCAAAGUCUACGCAGUGACGAAAUGGCGUCUAGCGUUGGAUGACUAUUUUGGCACAAGGAGUCGGAAAAUACAUCAGUUACACAGGAAGUACGGAACAGCCGUUCGCAUUAGUCCUAAUGAGGUCUCAUUCUCCUCUCUCCCGGCCUUGCGUACUAUCUACGGCGCCGGCUCAGGGUUUGAAAGGACCAGCUUCUAUCGCAUGUUCGAUGUUUAUGGACGACAAAAUUUGUUCACGUUUGCCGAGGGGAGAAAGCACAGCGAGAGGAAGAAGCUGCUUGCGCACGCUUACUCAAAGAGUGUGGUUCUAUCGUCUACUGGCAUCGCCAGACCCCUUGUGGAGAAAAAUGUCAAGAGUUUCCUCGCUCUUCUCGAACAAGAGAAGAGUGUUGCAGAGGAAAUAUUCCACAGUUUGCAUUGGUUCAGCCUCGACAGCAUCACUGGAUUUUUGUACGGAGACAAACACGGUGGAACUCAUGCACUGGAGGGAAACAAGGCGGAUAGGAUGAUGCUUAACGAUAUCAUUGACCCCAGCCGGAGAAGACUCAGUUGGUUCGUUGUCCACCUCAAGACAUACACUAAUUGGCUCUACACGAGAACCGGCGUCACGGAGAAGCUUGUCACAGCUCUGGGUCUCCUUCCCAUGAAGAAGCCAGCAACAUACACGGGUAUCCGAGCCCACGGCUUGCGAUCAUGGAAAAAGUUCGAACACAAUACCAUCAACGAUGAGGAGUCAUACAAUGACAAAGCAAUCAUUUCAAAGCUAUGGCAGCACAGUAAGAGCGAGAAAGAACCUAGGCUCGAUGGCCUUGAUAUCGCGUCCGAGGUUGCCGACCACUUCUUGGCUGGGAUUGAUACGACCAGCGACACUCUGAUGUUUGUGAUAUGGGCACUCUCCAGGCCUGAGAAUAAGAAGUACCAAGAACAAUUGAUAGCGGAGUUGGAUCUCAUACCUUCCAUCUCUCGUAACGAAGACGGAAAUCUGACAGCGGAAGCCGCGGACAAAUUACCUUUUCUCGAUGCAGUCAUUAAAGAAGGCCUCCGACUGUACGCCCCAUUGCCGGCGUCGGAGCCACGCUCGAUACCUAUGGACACCAUAAUCGACGGAUACCACAUUCCUGCCGGCACAGUUGUCAGUAUGUCACCAUAUACACUGCACCGGAACGCAGCUGUGUUUCCAGAGCCUCUCAAGUUCAAGCCCGAAAGAUGGCUGGGAGAGUGUGGGAAUGUUACAGAGAUGAAGAAAUGGUUCUGGUCAUUCUCAAGUGGUGGAAGGAUGUGCAUUGGCAUACACCUUGCCAUGGCAGAGAUGACGACUCUCCUAGCAGCUAUAUAUUCGAAAUAUACAACCGACGAGCAAGUCAGGCAAAAGAACGUAAGCCCCGGAAUCACAAGUCGGUUUGAAGUAUUCUCCGACGAAACUUUUGCUGUGGUUAAGGAGCACGAGUGCUGGAUCGACUUUACGAAACGACAAAGAGAGUGA
Molecule: messenger RNA, 1626 nt
Organism: Colletotrichum graminicola M1.001
Lineage: Eukaryota; Fungi; Ascomycota; Sordariomycetes; Glomerellales; Glomerellaceae
Product: cytochrome P450
Exons: 4
Coding region: 1-1626 (541 amino acids)
Molecular function (GO): monooxygenase activity; heme binding; oxidoreductase activity, acting on paired donors, with incorporation or reduction of molecular oxygen
Source: RefSeq, a predicted model, not a curated record